AUGGUCGCAUACCUUCACAAUCUCAUCUUACUCCUACUGGGAGGAAAGCUGGCUGCCGGCCAAGCGGUGACAGUUGCAGCAACACAGUCGACAGGAUGGAAUUCUUCUUUCGAGCUCAGCGCCGAUCAGGUCGAACAAGCCAACUUGACCAGUGACCUCGCGGCAAUCGUCAACUCAAUCACCAAGUUCGACCGAUCUCAGCUUGCCAACGGCGGAGCACACGAGGACGAUUUCUACAACAUCCAGGGCCUUCCAAAGGACCAAUGGCCCACAGAGCCCGGGAAGACCCUCAAGCUCCAAGAGUUCACCGACCCGUCGCCGUUCUCCAUACCCGCCAAGACGGCCAUGUCCCGCAUCAUCUACAGCACCACCAACCUAAACGGCACUCUGAUCCCCGCUUCUUUCUAUAUCCUGUGGCCAUUCCACCCACGACCAAUUCGCAGUCUGAACAACACCACAACUGCAUCAUCCGCCCCCGUGGUCCUGUGGACCCACGGAACAUCCGGCUGGUACGCCAACGGCGCCCCCUCGACCCACCGUGGGCUCUUCUACGCGGACUUUGUCCCAUUUGUGCUGGCGGAGGCUGGGUACGCUGUCAUUGCUCCUGACUACGCAGGGCUAGGUGUUGACGCUUCCUGGGAUGGAAGGUACAUCCCGCACCAGUACAACAUCCGCGAAGCCGGUGCGCGCGAUGCCCUGAACGCACUGCGAUCAGCACGGGAGUCUUUUCCUACGCUCUUGUCAAGCGACUACGUAUCGGUAGGCCAUAGCCAGGGCGGUGCAGUCGCCUGGGGCCUGUCCGAGAUCCUGGCCCGCAACGACUCCCAGUUCACUGAUGUGACAGAGGGCUACCUCGGUGGGGUGGUUGUUGCUCCUCCGACGGUAUCCUUAUCAGUCACCAUACCGGGAUUUAUCGCGUGGAUCGCCAAGGAGCUGGACUCGGUUUUCCCAACCUUCAACGUCAGUGACUGGUUCACUCCGCUGGGUGUCAGCAGAAUCGACCUCUUGAAUCAGAUCGAGGGAUCGCAGAUGGUGACAUUUGCCAUACUGGGCGACUCAGAAGCGGGGUUCUUGCAGCCCGGUUGGAACGAGACCUGGUACGCUGAUGCGUUUUCAGCGUUGGCAAACCCAGGAAAGCUGCCGUUCAAGGGACCGUUUCUCAUCGUUCAAGGGACAGAGGACUCAACGGUGAUGUACAACACGACAAGAACCACCGUACAGGAGACGUGCAGGCUCUACCAGGGGGAUCUCGAGCUGCUGGCUGUCGCCCAGGGCGGCCAUUUCUCCGCCAUCAACGCGGCGAAGCACACCUGGCUGCAGUGGAUUGAGGACCGCUUCGAGCACCGGCCUCUUGCCAAGCGCGGCUGUGUCGAGUCCCAGUUGGAUAGUUUGCUGCCAGCGGAGAACUAUCAAGCGCAGGCCAACUCAUUCCCGAUGUGGGCGGGAGAAGAACGGUUUGCUUACGAGGUGCCUACCGCACUCUGA
Aspergillus fijiensis CBS 313.89 is the source of this 1485-nucleotide messenger RNA. Its product is annotated as putative secretory lipase. Gene Ontology annotation, molecular function: triacylglycerol lipase activity. The transcript has a single exon. The record is from RefSeq and is a predicted model, not a curated record. Lineage: Eukaryota; Fungi; Ascomycota; Eurotiomycetes; Eurotiales; Aspergillaceae. Gene Ontology annotation, biological process: lipid catabolic process. The coding region runs from base 1 to 1485 and encodes 494 amino acids.